Messenger RNA from Mesorhabditis spiculigera, 885 nucleotides. The record is from the annotation of a GenBank genome assembly. Lineage: Eukaryota; Metazoa; Nematoda; Chromadorea; Rhabditida; Rhabditidae.
AUGCUGGGCAGGCAGCUGGUCAAAAGCCGACGGCUGACCGGCACUGGGCUGGAAUUGAUACGAGGGGCUUGUAGCUCGAAGCCGGAACAAGCAAACACUGCGCCGUCCGAGCUACCGAAGAAGGCCAAGCAGUUACAGCACUUGGAAAAAUUUCCUGAAAUCUUCCCCGACUUCGGCCAAUCGCCAGUAUGGAAUCGCCGCGUGGCCCUCCGAGACGAGCUCGAACGUGCGGACAUGCUCGAGCGUCGCAUGCAGCUCGACAUCCCAGAAUUUUAUGUCGGAUCAAUACUGGCCGUCACGUCCGCCGACAAAAAUCUGGCGUCACGUGAGCAUCGAUUCGUCGGCAUUUGCAUUCGACGGGAGCAAGAAGGGCUGCACCAUCGAUUCACGCUGCGCAAUGUGGUUGAGGGGAUCGGCGUUGAGAUCAUGUACGAGAUGUACAACCCGACAAUCAAGAAGAUCGAGUGUUUGAAGCUGGAGAAACGACUGGACAACGAUCUCUCCUAUCUGAUCGACGCUCUCCCGGAAUAUUCCACCUUCGAUUUCAACAUGGAGGGCGUGGCUCACCCGGCUGGCACCCCGAUUCCGGUCAAUUCGUUAAAGGUAAAAAUGAAGCCGGCCCCGUGGUCAAGCCGAUGGGAAAUCCGCGGUUGCCAGGGGAUCGAAGACGCCUGGACGGCUCAAACGCCGUAUUUCAAACGAAAACUCCAUCACACGAAGAUGAACGAUUACUUGCAAUAUGAUCUCAUUCACGACUACAGGACCGGCAGCACUUUGGAGCACGAGCUGAAGGUGGAAGAAGACAUGCAAAAGUUUGAAAAGUCUCGCCACGAAGCCGGCCUGACUCGACGACGCAUUUUCCGUUCAGCCGCCGUCGCCAGAACA